Ziziphus jujuba (common jujube) is the source of this 1964-nucleotide messenger RNA. RefSeq names its product thiamine biosynthetic bifunctional enzyme TH1, chloroplastic. Gene Ontology annotation, molecular function: hydroxymethylpyrimidine kinase activity; thiamine-phosphate diphosphorylase activity; phosphomethylpyrimidine kinase activity. The transcript has 10 exons. The coding region runs from base 106 to 1743 and encodes 545 amino acids. Gene Ontology annotation, cellular component: chloroplast. NCBI's taxonomy places the organism in Eukaryota, Viridiplantae, Streptophyta, Magnoliopsida, Rosales, Rhamnaceae. Gene Ontology annotation, biological process: thiamine biosynthetic process. The record is from RefSeq and is a predicted model, not a curated record.
UGAUAAAAAUAUUAAUAAUAUUUUAUUGAGUUGUGGGAAAGCGGAAAUCGAUAGAGAUAUGAGAUAAUGAGGGUAAACAGAGCCUUUCCUACUUAAGACUUUUUCAUGGCCUACGCUCAGGUCCUUUCCGGCAUCUAUUCCAUCUCCUUCAGCCAGGUUGAAUCAGGAAUCAAUCAUAAGAAGCAAACCCAAGUUUGCAUGGAGAUGCAUAAAGAUAAAUAUUCAAUUUCCAGCGAGCACUCCACAAUGAAAAUUCCACAUGUAUUGUCUGUUGCUGGUUCUGACUCAGGAGCUGGUGCGGGAAUUCAAGCUGAUCUCAAGGCUUGUGCUGCGCGCGGAGUUUACUGUUCCACAGUUAUCACUGCUGUUACCGCACAAAACACAGUUGGUGUUCAGGGUGUAGACAUUGUGUCUGAUGAUUUUGUAGCAAAACAAUUGAGGUCUGUGCUAUCUGAUAUGCAAGUUGAUGUCGUGAAAACAGGCAUGCUACCUUCUGUUACUGUAGUCAAUAUUCUUCAUCAAAAUCUUAGGGAGUUUCCAGUUCGAGCUUUAGUGGUUGACCCUGUUAUGGUGUCUACAAGUGGAGAUGUACUGGCUGGUCCUUCCAUUCUUACGGGGUUCCGAGAGGAGCUUCUUCCUAUGGCUGACAUCGUAACCCCAAAUUUAAAAGAGGCCUCAGCUUUACUUGGUGGUCUGAAAGUGGAAACAAUUUCUGACAUGCGUUCAGCCGCAAAGUUGUUACAUGAUAUGGGCCCAAGAAAUGUUCUUGUCAAAGGUGGUGACCUUCCUGAUUCAUUGGAUGCUGUUGAUAUCUUCUUUGAUGGUGAGGACUUCUAUGAACUGCGCUCAUCUCGGUUGAAAACUCAUAAUACUCAUGGUACUGGUUGCACUUUGGCAUCAUGUAUAGCGGCUGAGUUGGCUAAAGGUUCUUCAAUGCUCCUGGCUGUUAAGGCAGCUAAAUGCUUUAUUGAGACUGCCUUGGACUACAGCAAAGACAUUGUCAUUGGAAAUGGUCCCCAAGGUCCCUUUGAUCACUUAUUGAGGCUUAAAAGAAACAUUCGCAAGUCUUAUGGGCAGGAUAGAUUCAAUCCAAAUGACUUGUUCUUGUAUGCCGUCACGGAUUCAGGAAUGAACAGAAAGUGGGACCGUUCUAUUUCAGAUGCUGUUAAAGCUGCUAUAGAAGGAGGUGCUACUAUAGUUCAACUGAGGGAAAAGGACAUUGAAACAAGGGAUUUUCUUGAAGCUGCCAAAUCAUGCCUUGAAAUUUGUAGACACCAUGGAGUGCCUUUACUUAUAAAUGAUCGCAUCGAUAUUGCACUUGCCUGUGAUGCUGAUGGUGUGCAUCUUGGCCAGUCAGACAUGCCUGCUCAUGUUGCUCGCACUCUUCUUGGUCCUGAAAAGAUCAUUGGUAUAUCGUGCAAGACCCCAGAGCAAGCUCAACAAGCAUGGACUGAUGGUGCUGAUUACAUUGGCUGUGGCGGUGUAUAUCCAACUAAUACAAAGGCAAAUAAUCCCACCCUAGGGUUGGAUGGACUGAAAUCUGUUUGUUCAUCUUCAAAGUUGCCUGUGGUUGCCAUUGGUGGCAUUGGUAUUUCAAAUGCUGGUCCUGUCAUGGCAAUGGACAUGCCAAACCUGAAAGGUGUUGCUGUUGUAUCGGCUUUGUUUGACAAGGAAUGUGUUUUGACAGAGACUAGGAAGUUGCAUGCGGUGCUAGUGGAGACGGCAGCAACAAUAGCCAAGUGAAAAAAACAAAAAUAGCGCCAUCAGUCCUUGCCUACAAUGCUUUUGCGGAAUUGUUAUCAGAAAAUGAAGAUUUUGGUGUUAAGAGGUAUUAUAAUGGUUCUCUUUGAAUAUCAACUGAUAUUAUAUAAAAAUAAUGAGUUUUCAAACACUGCAAUAAGUUCUUAUCUCAUUUUCUAGGACAGAGUCAUUGAUUAAGAAGUUUGAAAUUUAAAUUGCAUACA